CCUUUCCCCUGCUCCCGGACGCGCGCCUGGCGAAGGACCCUGCGGGCGCUGCCGCAGGCACCGCGGCGGACAGCCCGCCAGUCAGCGCGCCGCGGUCCUCGGAGGACCCCAGCGACGGCCGUAGUGUAGGGCCGGGUGGACGCGGCGGCAGCGGCGGCGGUCCUUGCGAUAGAUUACGCUGGUCGUCUCCGGAAAGCGUUUCUCUGGCUCCCUCUGCUCCUGGCUUACUGUGGUGCAGCCGGCGCCAUGUCUGUGAGCGAGAUCUUCGUGGAGCUUCAGGGCUUUUUGGCUGCCGAGCAGGAUAUCCGAGAGGAAAUCCGAAAAGUUGUACAGAGUUUAGAACAAACAGCUCGUGAGAUUUUAACUCUACUGCAAGGGGUCCAUCAGGGUGCUGGGUUUCAGGACAUUCCAAAGCGGUGUUUGAAAGCUCGAGAACAUUUUGGUACAGUAAAAACGCAUCUAACAUCGUUGAAGACCAAGUUCCCUGCUGAACAGUAUUAUAGAUUUCAUGAACACUGGAGGUUUGUGUUGCAGCGCUUGGUCUUCUUGGCAGCAUUUGUUGUGUAUUUGGAAACAGAAACACUAGUGACUCGAGAAGCAGUUACAGAAAUUCUUGGCAUUGAGCCAGAUCGGGAGAAAGGAUUUCAUCUGGAUGUAGAAGAUUACCUCUCAGGAGUUCUAAUUCUUGCUAGUGAACUGUCAAGGCUGUCCGUUAACAGUGUGACUGCUGGAGACUACUCUCGGCCUCUCCACAUCUCCACUUUCAUCAAUGAGCUGGAUUCCGGUUUCCGCCUUCUCAACCUGAAAAAUGACUCCCUCAGGAAGCGCUAUGAUGGAUUGAAGUAUGACGUGAAGAAAGUAGAAGAGGUGGUCUAUGACCUCUCCAUCCGGGGCUUCAAUAAGGAGACAGCAGCGGCUUGUGUUGAAAAAUAGGAGGCUCUCCCUGGCCCUGGCCUUGCUGACCUCAGCGGUUGCCAGGAAGGGGUGAGCACAGAGUGCCUCUUAUGGUAGUUAGGACGCCCAGUUGCUGAACACUGCGCUUUAUUUUCUUAACCAGUUGUGUGGUGUGAAUAUCAGAAUUGAAACACUUUUGGGUGGAAUUAAAAAAGUAGCCUUUACAUGACAGAUUUUUUUCAUUGUUUCAGUGAAUUUGCUCUGUAAUUCAGUGUAUUUCAGUUCUGUCAAAAAAUGUAAGUGUCAGUCUCUUGGUAAAGCCCUUUUCUUGCUUACCCGACUGUGGAUGUACUGAUUGCGAAGUUUACUGUCUCGUUUGUGGUUCUUCUAGAUGUGAUGCUUUACAUUCUCUAUAUCCAAGUUAGCCAUCCAUACCCAGAUGUAGCCUGGAUACAGUAUAAAAAUAGGUAAUUAAAAAGGAUGGUCAUCAAGCAAGGAAAACUUACUUUACAUAUUUUCCCUUCCUUGUUUAAGCCUUGUGAGUAAAUCAGAUGUUGAAUUUUUUUGGCCAAGGGAGUAGAUAGCCCAGGUUAUUUCUCACUGCCAUCAAAAUAGGAAAGUUUAAAAUGAAAAGUCAGGCUCAACAGAUUAUUUUGCAAAGUUUUGUAUUAAGGGAGUUAGUAACACCGUAUCAUUUUGUCGUGCUGUGCAGGGAGUAGGGCUUAGUGUCUUCAAACACCUCUGUGUUCUGAUAUUGCCUUAUCAGUAUGUUGUUGCAGCAAGUAAAAAUUGAAAAAUUGUGUUCACACAUCUUGAACUUACAAGUCCUGUGAUAUUUUCCUAAACUAUAAAACUUUCUGUCUUAUCAGCCAGCUAUACUGUUUGGUCUAGAUGUAUAACCCACAUAAUAAACAAAACCCUGACUAGUAUGUUAGAGAAGAAUGCUGUGCUUUGCCAGGAAGAAAGAGAAAACCUUGAAUUUAAAAAAAAAAAUUGGUUUGAUUUGGUAGUGUUUUCUAGAGUAAGAAAUUUCAGGUUGGUGGCUGUCUGAACAGGUUUUAAAUUUACACUUCGGGACAAGUCAUGUAAAUCUCAUUGGCAGCCUCCCUCCCUGUUUUCAAAUGGUACUGAGAAUAUUUUCCAGGUAACUCUUGCUAUUGAAUUGAAAUUAACAUGGUGACUUAAUCCAUAGUUAUUUGGUACCCACUGAAAAGAAAGUGCUAGUGUUUCUAGAAUAAUAUGAAGGUUUUAAAAGUGUUACCCUUUCUUGCCAAAUAAUUAAUUUGGCCUCCCUGUUUAUAGGAUAGGAUAUUUGGCCUGGCCCUUACAGCUUAUAUGAGGCCAAAUUACUGGCAGACUACAUUUUCCAUCAUGAGGAAAGAAGAGGAAAUGAGGCAUGAGUUGCUGUGCAUUGGUGGAUUUUAGAACAAUUUUCUUGACAACUGUUUCUACAGAAUUUAUAGAGAGAAAAAGGUGUUAGGUUCCUAAAAGUGCCCAGCUGGUCACUUAACAUGUGGACUAAUAACACUGCCUGGAUGGUGCAUAGAAGGCUUUGCAGUUACAUGAUCAGACAUAGGCAGUAAGUUUAAUACAGAUUUUUGUUUUUCAAUUUUCCCUUUAAGUGUUGAUUCUGCUCAAGAAUAUUAAAGUAUUCACCAGAAGUUGUAGAUUUCCAUUUUAAUAAAUGCAGUUUAAGUGGAGGAACACAUUUUAGUCCUGAAAUUCCAUUUGAGAAUUUAGAAAAGUCAUGUUUAUAAUUCAGUUUUGUUUGUUGCUGGCUUGUUGUAAAGCAAUAAAAAUGUUUUUUGGUCUUUUUGUCACUGAGUGUGCUGCCGUGAGAACUAUUCUAGGUAGAGAAUAAAUUCUGAAUAUUUUUGUGGCUGAAGAAGGCCAGGGAUGGCCAGCACAUGCUGCUGUGUAAUGGUCACACUAGCCAAAAGACACCGGCCACUCAGUUCUUUACUGCGAAGGUUAGAUAACAUUUGUGUGGGCUACCUUGAUUAGGGGGAUUAAAGGUAGUUGAACUGAAGAUGUUGUGAAAAUUUGGCUUUGGUUUUAGUAUGCCAGAAUUACUGUUUUUAAUUUUAGAAAAUAAAGCAGUUAGAGAAAUGAGAGGAAUUAGGGGAUACUUUCCUAUGGAUUUAUUUAUAGGAGGAAGAAGAGAACCUGUCAUAAAUACUUGGUGAAAUUUGCCUUGUCUUAAACUUUGAAUAAUAUGAGUAAUGCUUAAGGUCAUAAAAACGAAAAGCUUUGGUAGUAUUUUGAGACCUUUACUUAAAUAAGUGGCUAAAGAGAUGAGACAAACAUGUAGGUUGCUCCUGGCAUGGUUUCAUAAUUAUAAUUCAGAAAUUAAAGCUGUUUCUUGUUCUGUA
Molecule: messenger RNA, 3266 nt
Organism: Otolemur garnettii (small-eared galago)
Lineage: Eukaryota; Metazoa; Chordata; Mammalia; Primates; Galagidae
Gene: TSN
Product: translin
Exons: 6
Coding region: 247-933 (228 amino acids)
Biological process (GO): RNA metabolic process
Cellular component (GO): cytoplasm; nucleus
Molecular function (GO): single-stranded DNA binding; RNA binding; sequence-specific DNA binding
Source: RefSeq, a predicted model, not a curated record